CAUAUAGACGGACGGAGUAUUUAAUGAGAGUAGAUGCUGGGUUCAAUGCUCAAGCUAGCUUCUUUCCCCCAGAAGCUUUGAUGAACACAAUCGCUCGCAUUCCCCAAAUUAAGUAAGAAGUUCAGGUUAUCAGAAUACCAGAUUGCAGGAGCUUUGGAGUCGUCGUUUUAGUAUGGCGGCGACGGUUGGCCGUUUGGAAUGGCGUGGACCGAUCUUCGCCCUCGUCAUUCUUCUGGCCCUAAUUUGCACUCGGAUCAGAGCAGACGUCGGCGCGGAUACUAAUGUUGAUUUCGUCAGAUCCGAUUGUCAGGAUUUUUCCACCGAAUUGGAAAGCCUCAAGUCUAAGAUCCUUACUUUGGAAUCAUAUGUUGAGGAGAAGGUUCAAGAACUGAGUGCAAAGGAUCUAGUGAUUGCUGAGAGGGAUAACAUUAUAAAAGUGAAAUCUGAUAGAAUUGCAUCAUUGCAAUCUGAAAUUUCUUCUCUGCAGAAAAAGGGGUCGUUGGAUGCUCGAGAGCAGGUUGGAAAAGCACAGGCACGUGCUGACCUAUUAGAGAAACAGGCUGAGAGCAUCCGAAAUGAAAUUGAGUUAAAGAAUGAGAAGAAUAAAGAGCUUGAAGCCCAGAGAAUUUUAGCAGAAAAACAACAGACGGAAUCAAAUUCAAAAAUUAUGAAACUUCAGAAGACCAUCGAGGAGCAGAAGGCAAAAUUGCAAAAAACUGAGCGCGCUCUUCAAGUUGCUGAGGAGGAAAUGAUGAGAGCACGUUUUGAUGCCACCAUAAAAGCAAAAGAGCUAGUGAAGAUUCAAGGUGCAUGGCUUCCAUCUUGGCUUGCAGUUCAUUUAAAAAACUAUCAGGCGAUUUGGGAGAAACACUGGCAGGAGCAUGUAAAACCUGCCAUGAAUGUAAUGCUUGAAAAGGCCCUUGAGACAAAGGCUCAGACUGAAGCAUGGGCUGCACCUCAUGUGGAAACAAUAAAAAGUAAAUGGGUUCCUCCUGUGAAAGAGCAGAUGCUUUUAUUUAUCGCAUAUGUUGAACCACACCUUCACACACUUAAGGCAAAAACUUUUGAAAUGUAUGCAACAUCCAAGAAUUCAGUUAUGCCACAUGUACUCAAGGUACAGGAAAUUGCAGACCCUUACUUUCAGGAAAUUCGUAAAUUCAGCAAGCCAUAUAUUGACCAAGUAGCUACUACAACAAGACCUCAUGUGGAAAAGGCACGUCUAGCUGUAAAACCUUAUACAAAAAAGGCAAUUCAUGCUUAUGGAAAAUUCCUGAAGUCUGCCACCACAUACCACAACCAGGUUCAAGGCACUGUCCAGGAGACUCUGAAGAGACAUGAGCUCACGAAAUCUCUUGCAACAAAGGAGUUUACAUGGUUUGCUGCCUCUGCUGUGCUGGCUUUUCCAAUCUUAGUUCUUUUCAAAGUUUUCUCUGCCAUUUUCGGCACCAAGGUCAAGCCGUCCAACAGAAGUGGUGUUAGCUCAAACCAUUCCCGUCGUAGGGUAAAACGCAGUGGCCAGCAUCAUCCUUCCAGAGAAAAAUAAGAGUCUGAUGGUUGAUUGCUUAAUAGUCAGUCACAUAUAGAAUACGUGGAUGAAUGAAUAUAACGCCGUGGUCUACAAGCAUCUUUUGUCAACCAGCUUGUGGGUGUCUAGGGAACAACGUGUGUAUCAUCACACCUUACUUUGGAAACAAACAUUUACUUUGAGCCACGGCCAGGAUCGAAUGCCUGCCUCCACCCAAUAUACUUUUCUGGUAUGCACUAGUCACAUUGGGGGGUAUUUUGUACUAAUCAUCAUCUGUCCCAUUUGCCGAGAAUUUCCUCAAACACUAUUUUCUAAAUAAGCCAAAGAUCGUAUUUUCUAAAUAAUUUGUACCGGUAGUUUAAAAAUUAAUGCACAAGAUGGCUAUAAAUUUUCAAGAAAUUUGAAUCUGAGCUUUAAUUUGGUUCUCGAUGCUUUGGAAAACAAAUAAAUUCUAAGGCAUCACAACAAUAUAUGUACCCGUUAUUUUUGCCAGUUUUCAAACAAAUUAAAUGGCAAAGGAAUCGUUAA
This is a messenger RNA of Cuscuta campestris, 2053 nucleotides long. The record is from the annotation of a GenBank genome assembly. Lineage: Eukaryota; Viridiplantae; Streptophyta; Magnoliopsida; Solanales; Convolvulaceae.